Doryrhamphus excisus (bluestripe pipefish) is the source of this 1683-nucleotide messenger RNA. RefSeq names its product myelin basic protein-like. NCBI's taxonomy places the organism in Eukaryota, Metazoa, Chordata, Actinopteri, Syngnathiformes, Syngnathidae. The record is from RefSeq and is a predicted model, not a curated record. Gene Ontology annotation, molecular function: structural constituent of myelin sheath.
CGGAGAGCCCCGAACAGGACCUAGACUAGGCUAGCCUUUCCUCCCUCCCUCUCCUCUGUAGGCUUGCUUCCAUCCUCCGCUGUUUGCUCUCUGGCUCCAAGGAGAGACGUCAUCCCCAUUUUUAACCAAUAUACCACCGACUACGACUACCACAAGCAUGGCAUCCGCAAGCAGCUCUGCACAGGCCGCCUUUGGGCUGGGCCGCAGGAAGAAGAACCCCGGUGUUCUGGAUCAGAUUGGGAAAUUCUUUGGCGGGGACAAGAAGAAGAAGAGUAAGGGGUCUUUCCGUGGCGCUCUCUCUCCCACCCCUCAGAAAGCUUCUGCAACAUCCCCUCGUAAGCGAGGGCCAGAGAACGCCGUGGUCCACUUCUUCCGUACGAUCGUGUCCCCUGCCCCCCCAAAGUCAAGGUGGAGAGGACUAGCAGCCAAGAUAGGUCUGGGUGACCAGAAGUCACAGUCGGCUAGAGCCAAGAAGUCCAGUGGAGGCGACGGCAAAGGCACCCUGACUAGGAUCUUCAAAAUGUGAUGAUAACAACAGAAGAGGAAGCCGCAGCUCUUCUCCAGCCAGACGCUGACGUUCCAACAGCCCCUUUAAAAGACCACCAGGACAGAAAUGAGGGAGUCAAGUGGGGGGGCGGGGGGAAGGAGAGGAAGAAAACAAGCAAACCUUUAAAACUCACCUUUGACCCCACUUCUGAUAACACUUUUUUUUUUUUUUGCUAAAUCCCUUUAGUCGUCUGGCCUGUUGUCUGUUAGCCCUCACCGGCUGGCAGAUAGCGACACAAUCUGUUGUGCUGAAAGUGACUCUGAAGCCGCUCUAGUGUGCAGCCUGAAUGCCCCCCCCCCCCCCCCCCCCAUUUAUGUGCUUAUGCUUUUGUCCUUGUGUAAAUUAUCUAAAAAAACAAAGAUGGCUGAGCAGAAUUAGACCUGGAUUAUGAAAGUCAAGCCCAGUGCAAAUUGUAAAUAACUUGCCUGCUGUUGCUAUUUCUUGCGUGUGAACUGACCAGGCCGGUUCUGUUCGUGUAGAGCGUUUUUUCGUCUUGUCACGAUGUCUGUGUCAUGUCCGCAAACAUUCAUUUUGUGUUUUGAUUUUGUCAUACUAUUAAUCAUAUUUACAAUAUGUUGAGCCACUUAUCUUCCUGUGUGUCUUCAAUGUGAUCUUCAAUGUUUGUCAUCCUCGCCUUAAGCUGACUGUGGUUACGGAUUAACAUGUUCAAAGAUUUAAAAUGUACUGCAAUGAACACUAAAACAACGCAGAGAUGAGUCAUUUUCUAAUAAAUGAUUUUUUUUUCAUCCUAUGAGCUAAUAGCACUUUGUAAUUUUCUCCUCUCUGCGUCUGACUUGUCACCACCUUUAUUAUCUUUCACAUUUCUGUAUUCAGCUUCCCAUGUCGCCUGCCCAAAAAAACAACAAGUGCUGUUUCCAUUUUUCUGGAUAACUGAAACACAAUUUCAAAAAGGUGCUCUUUGAUUAACGUCCAAACACUUUAUGCUGCUUCUGUCCGGGAAUAAAAUUGGUCAAAGAAAGCAGACCAUCCUUCUUCCACGUGGAUUAAAAUGUAGUUGACUUCCAAUGCAGCCUUUGAACGAAUGUAAAGAUCCUCUUCGUUAUUGUAUGUUUAAUAAGAAUGAGCAGCCACUUACCUGAAAAUAAAAAAAAAUAAAAAGCCCUACUCUUACAGAA